This is a messenger RNA of Ictalurus punctatus (channel catfish), 1849 nucleotides long. RefSeq names its product ubiquitin-conjugating enzyme E2L 3b (gene ube2l3b). NCBI's taxonomy places the organism in Eukaryota, Metazoa, Chordata, Actinopteri, Siluriformes, Ictaluridae. The record is from RefSeq and is a predicted model, not a curated record. The transcript is spliced from 4 exons. Bases 22 to 486 code for a protein of 154 amino acids.
GGAGUAGUCGAAUGAUUCAAGAUGGCGGCGAGCAGGAGACUGCACAAGGAGCUUGAAGAAAUUCGCAAAUCUGGAAUGAGAAACUUCCGGAACAUUCAGGUCGAUGAAUCGAAUAUCCUGACAUGGCAAGGCCUCAUUGUUCCAGAUAACCCUCCAUAUGACAAAGGGGCAUUCAGGAUUGAGAUCAUUUUCCCUGCAGAAUACCCUUUCAAACCCCCGAAGAUCACGUUCAAGACAAAGAUCUACCACCCCAACAUUGACGAGAAAGGGCAGGUCUGUCUGCCUGUAAUUAGUGCAGAGAACUGGAAACCGGCCACCAAAACUGACCAAGUUAUUCAGUCACUCAUCGCGCUGGUGAAUGACCCACAGCCAGAACAUCCCCUGAGGGCCGACUUAGCAGAAGAAUACUCAAAGGACCGUAAAAAAUUCUUUAAAAACGCAGAAGAGUUUACAAAGAAACACGGUGAAAAGCGGCCAGUGGACUAAUGACACCUGACAAGUGUGUAGCUCCACUUCUCCCAAACAUAAAUCCUCCUCUUACACCUUCCUCUUUCCUCACUUUCUUCCUUCUUGUCUUUCUCAAUACACGUAUCAUUCUAGUCGAGCUGGAGAAUCGCACCGCCGCUGCAGCCUCCGUCGUAAAGCGGGACUCCGUGUGGAUCCGUCACCAGUCUCUCUGCCUGGUGUUAGCUUGAAGCCGUUAGGAAAACUCUGGUUUUGGUCCUUUUUUUUUUUUUUUUUUUGUUAAGGAAAAUACAGGAAAUUUGUAACGUGGUAUCUCAGUAUUGAGUGCUGUGUGAAAUGAUCUUCACAUCAAUAUGUACUUCUUUAAUCUGGAAUAAGGUUUAACAGUUAAUUCGAAAAUAAUUCUAUAAAAAACGUUCAAUGUAAUUUAUCUUCUGUAAUAUUUUGUUGUACCCAUUUCACACAUUUAUGUUCUAUGAUUUCCACACAAAAAAAAACCUCCCAGAAGGUUUUUGAUGUUUAAACCAAUGAAUGAGGUGAUGGAGGUUACACAUCUUGACCCUGGAGUGAGGAGUGUGCUGGUAAUAUUUCAUCUGAUCUUUUUUUUUUUCCUUAUUUUCCACUUAUUGAGUUGCACUGUGUUCUGCCGGACGGCGUCCUAUCCGCUCCUAACACACCAUAGAUUUGCAGAUGCACUGACGAGUCGACAACAACAAAACCUAGACACUGAUAUUGUUAUCAUCAUGUACUUUUCCUCACUUGAAGAAAGGAAGGAAUACAAUUCUUGUGAAUCGAAGUUUUAUGGUGAUAUCUAAUUUUAAAAACACCCUUUAUUUUAAACGUUUCACAGAGAGACCUUGUGGUUUGUUCAUUAUUUGGGAUUAGGGUAUCAAAGGAAAAUGGUGCCUCCAAACUGAGAGCGUUUAUUUUUGUUUAUUCCAAAUAAAGAUUAGUCGGCACCUCUUUAGAAUCGUAUUUGCAUUAUCAUUCUGUUGUGGUUCAUCUCUCCUUCCACAUUUCUAGCCAAGAAACUGUAUAUUACACUCCAUAGAUGUUGAUAAGGUGUGUUUAGGCACCUUUUUAUUCAUAGAGGCCUUUUAAGGAAAAAUAUUGGUGGUUGAUGUGUUUGGAAAUAUAAUCUCUUGUCCCUUUAAGUCACUUAUCCCCUUUCACACAGUAAGUAACAUCAGCUGUAUUAAAUGAUAUCCAUACAUUCAGUCUUUUACAGCCACUAUAUAUUUUGUGUGUGGAAAUAGAUUAAACUGGCACAGUCAUGGGAAUGACGUUAUAUACUCAUGUAGCGGCUGACUGAUUGGUCACUCUUGAGUGUGCUGACUGUCUGAUUGGUCAAUGGUUUCCUAAUAAAUCCAGCUAACUAACAAGA